AUGCGGUUCUGGUUCGGAUGGGCACUGUGGGAGAAGCUGAGUUUCGUGAUGACAAACAAGUACGCCGCUGCCGAGGAAUGUGAGAGGACUGAGCAGGCCACCGAAAUGCAGAGGAUUUUGGCCGAGACAAACGAGAUUCCCUUCGGUGCCAGGGCGCUAGAAAAGGGCAUCCAAGUCGAAGGCAUUUGGACCCCCAAGGAGUAUUCGCCAAGGCAGUCCAUCAUUAUGCCGGGAGAAACGCCAAAAUUCCCCAGUCCCGCGCAGAGUCAGCUAUCGCUUGUCCCAACAAGUGGCGUCCAGCGGCCAACACGAUCAUAUCAAUUGGCGCCAAACCAUGACCUGCUCAACCCACGCCUUUCCAUGAAGAUCCCAGACAUCGAGCUCGGGGCCGAGGCAAUGCGUGUGUUCUCUACACACAGCGCACCGCAGCCAACAAUCCGUGCCAACAUUGAAAACGAGACGCCCGUUGACCCAGGAAGAAAGAGACGGUCGAGGGGUUGGUUCAACCCUGGGAAUUCCUGGGUAAGGAAGCCGUUCGAGAGCUACAAGCGCAUAUCAAAACUGGAAGGUAUGUCAUGGCAUCAUCGAACCUCAUCCGAAAGCUUUCGACGUAGGAUUAGCAAGCUGAUCGACGAGAGCAUUCAGACAGGCUCGACUGAGACAUACCAGUUAAAACCCAUCAACCAGGAGACCAUAGAUAGCCCCAGAAAUUAG
This is a messenger RNA of Aspergillus aculeatus ATCC 16872, 714 nucleotides long. RefSeq lists its product as uncharacterized. Bases 1 to 714 code for a protein of 237 amino acids. The record is from RefSeq and is a predicted model, not a curated record. Lineage: Eukaryota; Fungi; Ascomycota; Eurotiomycetes; Eurotiales; Aspergillaceae. The transcript has 3 exons.